This is a messenger RNA of Athalia rosae (coleseed sawfly), 2557 nucleotides long. Its product is annotated as modular serine protease-like. NCBI's taxonomy places the organism in Eukaryota, Metazoa, Arthropoda, Insecta, Hymenoptera, Athaliidae. The record is from RefSeq and is a predicted model, not a curated record. Gene Ontology annotation, molecular function: serine-type endopeptidase activity; protein binding. Gene Ontology annotation, biological process: proteolysis. The transcript has 8 exons. Bases 89 to 2167 code for a protein of 692 amino acids.
GUUUUGACAUUCGCCAUUGGAAUACAGUUACUGGCAUUGGUGAACCGCAAAGUGAUACUGUUUAUCAUACAACAAAUUGUCAGCUAGAAUGACAGCAUUAUUCGCUGAUAAAUGUGCCGUAAUUUUCACGUAUUUUUGUGCAGUCUUUUUCGCAAACGGACACGCUCAAGACAUAACUUUUAACUACCAAUUGAACGAUGUAGUCAAAAGUACAUGCAAUGAGAAUCAGUUCACGUGUCAAAACGGUGACUGCAUCCCGAGCGAAUUGUUGUGCGAUGGAAGGGCCGACUGUUCGGAUCAGAGCGACGAAACUCAAUUCGAAUGUACAAAGCCGGAGUUGACUUGUCCCGAUUACGCAUUUCGUUGCAAUUAUGGUGCCUGCGUGAACGGAGAUGCGACCUGCAACGGGAUCAAAGAUUGCCUGGACAACAGCGACGAAACCCUCGCGAGAUGUCCGGGUAUCUCCGCCGCCGAUGUCGAAUUUAACAUUUGUGGUCCCGACGACUCCCGGUGCAAAAAUGGGCAGUGCAUAAACGCAACAUCUCUAUGCGACGGCGCGAUCGACUGCGCGGACGGAUCAGACGAAACGUUCGAUAGUUGUGGAUCAUUUCCAUGCAGUCAAAUCGUCUUUCGCUGUAACUACGGCGCCUGUAUCGAUGGCGAUCUGUCUUGUAACGGGGUCAGUAAUUGCGCCGAUGGAUCCGACGAAGAUCCUCUGCUUUGCGAUAGAUCAGGUCCAGGUCCGGUAACGGAAAGACCGAGACCUACACCGAGGCCGACGCCAAGACCAAGACCAACACCUCCUACCCCAACGCCAACGCCGUCGGUUCCUCCGAUCUCAAGAGCCCCGAGUUGUCUGGUGCCACCUCAGCCACCGAACGGGCACUGGAAACUGCAUCCCUUGCUUUGCAAAGGCGGCGUGGAAUGCGAAGUUCCUCAGGGUGUUGAGCUUGAACCGGGAACUCCGCUCGUUUACACUUGUGCACGUGGUUACAAGGCCAGAGGAAACACCGACGUUUGGUGCGGACGCAUAGGAGGAAACUGGUCACCCAUCCCCGUCUGCAUCGAGAUAAGAUGUCCCCCUUUGAAUUCCGUGUCGACUACGUCGUCCUGCACGUUAUUCGGGGAAUACACGAGCUGCGAUUCCCCCGUGCUUCCGAAAACUAGAGCUGAGGUAUCUUGCCGCAACGGUUACAGGAAGGAUACGACAUCAACGACUCGGAGGGAGGUUGUGGAGUGCAGCGCUAACGGGAGGUGGGAGCCGGAUCCUAUCAAAUGUGUGGCAGUUUGCGGAGUACCGAUAUCACAUCAGACAACACUAGUUUACAAUGGAAUGACGGCCAACGUCGGGGAUUUCCCGUGGCACGCGACGCUUUACGUCCAGCGAAAUACAGGGCGGGGACCGAAGAAGGAAUUCCAAUGCGGUGGAACCGUGAUUCAAACUAAUCUAAUACUAACUGCUGCCCAUUGUGUCUAUAACGAGAACACAAGGACCAAUGAAAAGCCGGCAAACCUAUUUGUGGCUACGGGAAACACCUUCCGAGAUUACGAUUCUCCGUUACACAAUCCACAGAUUGUCAGGAAGGCCGCGGUAAAAAAUGUCUACACUUACUGUAAAUAUUACGGGUUGACCGGAAACUACGCAUCGGACAUCGCAUUACUGGAAUUGGCAGAGCCUCUCGAAUUAUCUAGCAUUCUUCGACCCGCUUGUUUGGACGUUUCGGGUUUUAGCGAGCAGGUCCUAGAGCCAGGUGCUAUUGGAAAAGUCGCAGGAUUCGGAAGAACAGCCGGAGGUCCUUCGAGCGCGGUCCUGCAGACCCUGACUCUACCCUACAUAUCGUUCAGCCAAUGCAAGAGUGCAAACACCGCAGCGGGGAACGAAGUUUACAUAAGUAACGACAAAUUUUGCGCAGGUUACAGCAACGGAUCUGCCGUUUGCGAAGGGGACAGUGGCGGUGGAUUGGUUUUCAAAAAAGGGGAACUUUGGUACGUAAUGGGAAUAGUCAGCGUGGGACUGGGUGUGAACACGACGAACGGGGAGAGAACAUGCGACAGAUUUGCCUAUUCGCUUUACACAAAAGUUUCGACUUACAUGGCAUGGAUCCAGGACGUCAUGUUCCAAUUAGAGCGACAUCGGUCCUACCCAGCCUGCAGUAACGUCGUGUAAUGUGUCAUAGAAUUAUUGUUGUGUCUCACAUUUGUUGGAUAAUAAUUCCGCGUGAUAAAUAGGCUCUGAUUUUACCCUAACUAAUAAGGUCAUUUAAAAAAAUUUGGCGGCAGUGCUGCGAUAUACUAAAUUACGGGAAUUAAGACACUCAUUGUCAGUGCGUUGUACGAGAAAUGCGGUAAAUUUUAUGCUUAAUCCUUCAAUGGGAAUCCUGCAACUAAAUAUGGGAAGUCUACUUAUUGUUAGAUCCUCUGACUUUCGUAUUUCACACGAAGUCAAGUACAAAUAGGGUCCUAUUUGUUAAUUUUAAACCUCGUAGAAAUUACAAAAAUAAAACUAUAAAUUUGACAAUAAAUGUAUGACGAAUAAACAUCAUCGAUUCAACUACAA